This is a messenger RNA of Electrophorus electricus (electric eel), 2190 nucleotides long. RefSeq names its product UDP-Gal:betaGlcNAc beta 1,4- galactosyltransferase, polypeptide 5 (gene b4galt5). Gene Ontology annotation, molecular function: UDP-galactose:glucosylceramide beta-1,4-galactosyltransferase activity. The record is from RefSeq and is a predicted model, not a curated record. Lineage: Eukaryota; Metazoa; Chordata; Actinopteri; Gymnotiformes; Gymnotidae. Gene Ontology annotation, biological process: carbohydrate metabolic process; glycoprotein biosynthetic process. Gene Ontology annotation, cellular component: Golgi apparatus.
UAAAGCACAUUUUAGGAUCCAUUCAUAUAGUUCCCAAAGGGUUUAUCUAUUUUUUACAACUGUAAGUUCAUAAUUCUAUGAAAGUUUUUAUAAAGAUGAACAUUAAAACAAUUUGUAUUUCCUUGUAGACGCAUGUCGUCCUGUGAUUGAUUCUUUUGUCGGUUUAUUCUCCAACAGCCUGUGUUUCGAGUGUUAUGCAAUGUCUUUUGGCGUACUGAAAGGCGAUUGGUGGUAAUUUGUAGACCCAAUCACGUGAUGCCUGGACCCUACGGAGAGCAAACGGAAGCUCCAGUUCAUUCAGCACACACAAGCGGGUGUGUUGCGACUGUCCGCUCUCCAAGGAGACGAGCACGAUGGACAACCUGAACCUGAACCUGAACUAUUGAUUCGUACAGGGCCGCGCGAAUAUCAUUUCAAUUUGUUUGUUGAUUAAAAAACUGAUUUAAAUCUUCUAUCAUCGCUGUUCCUGCCUAUGUGCUGCGCUGUGGGAACUCCAGCCGCUUCACCACAGCCCUCACCCCGAAAAGGAGCCCUCACCAGGAGCCUCACCAGGAACCCUCAGGAUUCCUCACCAGGAGCCCUCAGGAUUCCUCACCAAGACUUCGCUGCUCGCGUCCGAAGCUGGGACAUAUCCGUAAAUCGAGUAGUUCGCGCUCCAUUAACUUUCGUGUCUUAAAGGUUUUGUUGUCCGUGACCAUCUCGCCGUAUGAUGCCGCCACACCUGAGGUUUAGGAGAAGGUCAUUUCUCGGGCUUCUGUUCCUCUUCUCCCUGUCCACCUCCGCACUCUACUUCAUCUAUUCGGCUCCUGGAAUAGUGAAUGAGUACCUGUUUAUGGUCCAGGCUCGGGGGGUGAGGAUCAGGGAGAAUGUCCGCAGUAUUGGGGCUCAGGUCCUGGAGCAGGUUGUGAGAAGUGCCUACAGCAACGGAACUGACUAUCCGUAUGAUUUUAGCCUGAAUGAGACAGAUGCCCCAUCCUCCCCCUAUCUUCCGAUGGGGUUCACAUACCUAUCCAGUGAUGUCUGCCCUGAGAGACUUCCUACCAUGAAGGGCCGGUUGCUGGUAGAUAUGAGCGAGAGGUCCAUGGAAGAUGUGGAGAGGACCUUGCUGCAGACGGAUCCCAGCCUUCUGAUUGGUGGUCACUGGAAGCCUCAGGACUGUGUCCCACGCUGGAAGGUGGCCAUCUUGGUGCCUUUCCGAAAUCGUUAUGAGCAUCUGCCCAUCUUACUGCAUCACCUCAUCCCAGCACUGCAGAGACAGAGGCUCCAGUUCGCCCUCUACGUCAUUGAGCAGGCGGGUUAUGAGCCCUUCAACCGUGCCAUGCUGUUCAACGUGGGCUUCAGGGAGGCAAUGAAAGACCUCCAGUGGGACUGUGUGAUCUUCCAUGAUGUUGACCACAUCCUGGAGAACGACAGGAACUACUACGGCUGCAGUGACAUGCCACGGCACUACGCUGUCCAGCUCAACAAGUACUCGUACAUGCUGCCGUAUGAUGAGUUUUUCGGGGGGGUCAGUGGCCUCACUGCUGAGCAGUUUCAGAGGAUAAAUGGCUUUCCCAAUGCAUUCUGGGGCUGGGGUGGGGAGGAUGAUGACCUUUGGAACAGGGUCCAGUAUGCUGGGUACACUGUGAGUCGCCCUCUAGGGGAGAUCGGCCGCUACAUGUCCAUACCCCACCACCAUCGAGGAGAGGUGCAGUUCCUGGGCAGGUACACGCUACUUCGGCACUCUAAGGAGAGGCAGAAGCUGGAUGGCCUGAACAACUUACACUACUCCCCCGUAGUGUCCAGGAGGCGCCUCUACACCAACAUAACCGUGGCUCUGAGUCGAGACCUGGCUCUGGUUGCAGACUACUGAGGCUCCUGGCUUGUCCCCUUGUGCAGGAGGACAGAGCAGGGGACCAGUGUGUCCUCCCCACCCAGCUGAGCCACGACUCUGUCCAGGACGCGUCACCUUUGCUACUUCUGUUCUCUCCGGUCCCAUCACCGAACGGCUCCGAGCCCAAACCCAGGAGCUGGUGUUUGCUUCUGUCCACCAUCACGCUGUUGCAUAUCGAGUUUUCGUCUGCCUCCACUCUUCUGCGGUCUUCACGUCACUUCCCCAGGCUGAUGUCCGCUGGGCGGAGCUCCCGGGGACUGGGCAGAGCCCGCGCCUCCGUCUCUGGGCACAUACUCCCUUUCACUGACCAACCGGGC